GGAAUCAAUGGAUUUGUAUUUGUCCCCGCUUUCCAAUCCCGCAUUUAGCCAUUUACCAACACCCAACGGCAUCAAAAUAAAUAUUGCAAAAGCUGAAGUCUGCUUCUCAGUUCUCAAGCUCUGAAGUAAAAUUGUUGCAAGAUCAUUAAUUGAAUACAGAUUCUGAAAUCAAAACUUCCCACCCAAGUUAAACUACUUUCUUUCAGUUCUUAAGGAGACAUGGACCGAAAAGAAAGUCGCGAUCAUAAUAAUUCUCGAAAAAGAAGACAUCGUUCCCCAUCUAGGUCUCCGUCAAGAUCACAUUCAAAAAGUUAUGCCUCCGUCAAAUCCAAACAAAUAAAGGAAGAUAUAAGUCUCAACAUUCAGAGCGAAGAACUGUUGACAGGAAAAGGGAAUGAUGAAAGACCAGUUGCUAAUUCAACCAAUGAUACUUCCAUUUCGAUUGAGGAAACCAACAGAAUAAGAGCUGAACUUGGUUUAAAGCCAUUGGAGAUUGGAGGAGAAAAUUCAAAUGUUGAAGCCAGUACUGAGAAAAAGGAUGUUCAUGUCCCAGCAGAGAACCUCCGUGAAAAGAAAGCCACAGAAGAGUUGAGACGAAAACUAGAUGAAAGACGAGAAAAGAGGCAAAUAGAACAAAAGCUUGCACAAGUGCGCACUCUUGCUCAUACAACAGCUGAUGAUGAUGACAAUGCUGUUAGCUGGGUUGAAAAAUCAAGAAGGAUUCAGAAAGAAAAGGAAGAAGCUAAUAAAAGAGCAAAAAUGCUUGAAGAAAUGGAUGAAGCAUUUGGUGUAGGAGAUAUGGUAACUACUGAACUGAUUAAACAAAAAGCGAAAGCAUACACAAGUAGAGACUUACGAGGAAUAAAAGUAGAACAUGACCGGGAAAUGAUAGCUGAAGGGAAAGAAGUAGUAUUGACUCUUAAAGAUCAAAACAUCUUGCAAGAGGAAGGGGAUGUUUUGGUGAAUGUCAACCUUGUUGAUAUAGAACGCUACAAAAAGAACAAUGAAAUCAAGAAACAGAGACCGGGAUAUCAGCCCUAUGAAGAGGAAGAAGUUGAUGAAUUGGGCCUUCCCAAACCAAAGCUCUUGCUUGCUAAAUAUGACACAGAAAUAGAAGGAGAAAAACAUGAUAGCUUUGUCCUAGGUAAAAUUGGAGAUGAAGAAGCCAAAAUGAAAGCCCAAAAGUUGAUGAAAGACAAACUCAAAUUGCAACAGAAGAAAAUUGAAUCACUGGAAUCGCGACCGCUCCAAAUUGCAUCUGAAUAUUACACAGCAGAAGAAAUGGUUUCCUUCAAAAAAGUUAAACGUCGCGUCAAAAAGGUUCGAUCCAAAGGCGACGGCAUUUUAAAAGCUGACGAUCUUAUUCAAGAAACGCAAGAAACAACUUCGUCAGACUUGGGAUCGAGAUCUCGAAAGAAGAGAAUGGAUGAAGAGGUCACAGAAGAUUUAAGCGGAUUCAAGAUUACUGUAGACGAAUCCCAAAAAGAAAUACGUCAGGCACUAUUAAAAGCUAAUAAACUAAAAGAAAGGAAGGCUGAUCAGUGGGACAUGAACAUGAUUACGCGGUCAUUAAAACGCGAGCCUUUGGAAGAAACUGAAGGUAUGGAAGAGGAUCCUCUGAAGAGUAGUAUCAUACUGAAUGCCACAGCAGAAUUCUGUCGUACUCUUGGUGACAUACCAACCUAUGGUAUGGCAGGCAAUCGUGAUGAAGACGAAGAUGAGUUAAUGGAUUUCGAGCGACAGUUGGCAGAAGAACGCAGAAGAAAUCAAGAAAAAGAAGAACGAAAAAGGGAGGCUGAGCGUCUUCAAGAACGCGGUGGAUGGAAUGUUCUGGAACGUGAAAACGAUCAAGGUUCCGACGACAGCAUGGAUGUCGAUCGUAAUGAAAAGGAUAACGCUACUGUUAUCCUGGACGAGGAACCUGAUGUCGGCUCGGGAAUGGCUGCAGCUUUGAAAUUGGCUAUGAGCAAAGGCUAUCUGGAGAAAGAAGAGAAAAAGAGGAUAGUUAUUUCUAAGUCCGCCCAAGAGCUGCAGGCGCAGCGCUACACCAUAGAAGAUAAAGCAGCCGAGGACGACAAAUAUUCAAGAAGAAAUCGUUUUGAUGGCCCGGUUGUAGAAUUUAAAGACAAAGAAGGCUACAAACCUUUGCCAAAACUUGAGUACAUCGACGAUAAUGGCAAGGCAAUGUCGACUAAAGAAGCUUUCCGACACUUAUCACACAAGUUUCAUGGUAAAGGAUCCGGUAAACUUAAGUCUGAAAAGAGGGCCAAAAAAGAUGAGGAUAAAAUGCUGAUGAAUCGAAUGUCCUCAACUGACACACCUCUGAACACGCUAAAAAAAUUACAAGACAAGCAAAAAGAAUUACAAAGUCCAUACGUGGUCCUCAGCGGGAAAAUGGCACCAACAUCAAUAGUAAAACCUGGCAAGGGAAAGAAAUGAGAAGCAUCAAAGAAGUAGAGCAUCUGCCAACAAUUGCUCGGUUGUCACAUUGUUUCCUUUCCACAAUUGACGCAGCCUAUCCAGGUCCACUCUUUUCUCUCUGGGAACUCCUUCCAUCAGGAAAAUGUAUGAUCCAAAUUCUUGGAAGGACUUUUGAAUGUUCAAUUUUGAGUUGUAUCCUCCACAAUGGCUUGAAAUACAUUGAAUGGUAAUGUUCAAAUCUAA
Daphnia pulicaria is the source of this 2664-nucleotide messenger RNA. Its product is annotated as U4/U6.U5 tri-snRNP-associated protein 1-like. The transcript is spliced from 13 exons. Gene Ontology annotation, cellular component: U4/U6 x U5 tri-snRNP complex. The record is from RefSeq and is a predicted model, not a curated record. Gene Ontology annotation, biological process: maturation of 5S rRNA; mRNA cis splicing, via spliceosome. NCBI's taxonomy places the organism in Eukaryota, Metazoa, Arthropoda, Branchiopoda, Diplostraca, Daphniidae. The coding region runs from base 220 to 2439 and encodes 739 amino acids.